Molecule: messenger RNA, 1454 nt
Organism: Oldenlandia corymbosa var. corymbosa
Lineage: Eukaryota; Viridiplantae; Streptophyta; Magnoliopsida; Gentianales; Rubiaceae
Source: the annotation of a GenBank genome assembly
GGGCAAUAUUUUAUUAUUGAUUUUAUAGUCCAAUUAAAUCAUAAACAAAAACAUUCCAUGGCCUUUUUAGUUGUUUUUGUGUUAAUAUAAAAAGGUCAUCUUCAUUCUCAAAAAUCUUUCAUUAGCUCCCCCCUCACACUACUCAUUGCCCCCCCUUUCCAUAUCUGUGCUGGUCUUCCUCUCUUUCUUUUACUGCCUUUUCCUCAAACAUAUUGUGUGCCAUUUGAUGCUUUCCUUCUCUUUCCUCAUCCCAAUUUCUUACAUUUGUAAUGAUAAAUUUGUAACCAGAAUCACACACAAUGAGUAGUACUACUGCUUCUUCUACUGACCCUAACAUCAGGUCAGACUCUUCUGUGUUUUCCUUCUCAUCAUCAUCAUCAUCAUCUUCUCCGACCUCACCAUCAUCGUACGGCAGCUGUAAUCAAUCCCAUCCAAACAACGAAAACAGAGAGUUGCAGAGCCCAGAUUCGGAAACCAAGAAAAUCAAGCGAAUCAGGGACGUCAGCAAACACCCAGUCUACCGGGGAGUCCGAAUGCGGAAUUGGGGCAAAUGGGUUUCCGAAAUCCGGGAGCCCAGGAAGAAAUCUCGCAUUUGGCUCGGCACUUUCCCCUCGCCUGAAAUGGCUGCCAGAGCCCAUGACGUGGCGGCGCUCAGCAUCAAGGGGGCUUCCGCGAUACUCAAUUUCCCGGAAUUAGCCGGAUCAUUCCCCCGCCCGGCCUCCCAGAGCCCCCGCGAUGUGCAAGCCGCGGCGGCGAAAGCGGCCGCCAUGGAGAAGUUCGACGACUUCGUGUCUACGUCAUCGUCGUCUUCUUCGGGAACGACGUCGUCGAUGUCGUCUUCUUGUUCUCUGUCGUCCUUGGUAUCAGCGAUUGAUUUGUCGACCAGCUCAUCGGAGGAAGAGGAGUUGUGCGAAAUCGUGGAGUUGCCGAGUUUAGGGUCGACGAGUUUUGAAGAAUCGCUGGAGUUUGGGAACGAUUACGCUUACUACGACGCCGUGGAAGGAUGGCCCUACCCAGCUCCACCGCCUUGCUGGGGUAUAAUCGGAGAAGAAAACUAUGAGGGUGGAUUUUCAAGUUCUACUUCUUUUGAGUCCUUAUUGUGGAAUUAUUAGUUUAGUCUUGUUCUUUGGUGUGUAAAUUGGUGUUCUUCUUUUUUUUUUUUUUGGAUGUGACUGAAAUUUCUUAGCUCUUCUAAUUUUUAUUGGAGGGCUGAAAAACAGAAAAUAAUGUCUAAAAAAUCCCCCUUCUUUUUUCCAUUAUGUUUUUGUUAAGAUCUUCUGCUGAUCUUAAUUGUCUCUGUAAAAUUUGGAACUGCAACUUCUUUCUUCAUCAAUGAAAUUAUGUGUACAGAGUUUGGAAGUUUAACAAAAAAAAAGAAAGAGAGAAAAUGUGAUUGAAUUAAAUUCCUUUGAAUGGUUGGUAAAUUGAUGAUGUAUGUGCAUUAAAUAUCUGUC